AUGGAACGCUCGCCGGUGAGUCGACUUGAUGCCACUAGCGCUUUGGCCCACGACUUCGUCCAGCAGGCCGUGAUUGUGCCCCAUGCACCACCUGGUGAUCCCAAUGCACGCUCGCAGCGCUUGCGACAACGCUUCGUGAAGAUGCUUGGCGAACAUCGUGCGGCGUCAGAUUGGAAACUGAGCUUUUCGGAGCACGGUCGCCAUGAAGCCCUGGUCUAUCGCCGUCGCUACCUCUUCAGCAGUGGCACCACCAAGAGCUUCCUUCAGAUUAUUCCCUUUUCCGAGAUCAAGGAUCUGCAGGAGACCAGUCACACCAUCUGGCAAACCUUGGAGUUAGAUGGAUGCCUGCAAGUCCCGCUGGACGGCCUAGACGCAACAGCUGAGCCCUACUCUCCGGCAAUGUUGCCAUUGGAACCGGCAAACCUGGCAGCGAUGAUGGGUCAAUCUGCGCUGAAGCCUCCAAACGAGCGAAUCACCACAGGGAUGCUACGCACUCCAGAUUUGCCGCCAAUGCACCGAGCAAAUUCCAAUGGCAGUGCCAAAAUACUUCGGAUCGACAGCACCUCUCUCUCUCCAGCAGCAAGGGGUCAGUACGAAGGAGAUGAUUCAUCGGGGGCCAGGGGACAACCCACCUGGUGGAUGCCAUCUCAAGCGCCGAAAAACUCGGGCGAGAAGGUCUCUAGGGAUAUGUUUGGCACCUGCGCCUUUUCACAAAGCAACGAAGAUGGGCAACGCCGGCGCUUCGUGAAAAAGCUUGGCAUGGGCGAGGAGGAAGAAGAUUUUGAUGACACCGCCUCGUGGCAAUCCUGGAGGUCUGAGGCAAUGCUUUCCAGUGCCAGUCGUAACAGCCGUGGCCGCAGUGGAAGCAUGGCCAGUUGUAUCAGUAAUGCCAGUGCUGCAGCCAUGAGAGAACUUCUACUGGCCCAGAGUGAAGAUGAAAGUGACCGCGACUUCGACGGCUUUGGCCCUCCGGCGGGCCCCAUGCUCUCCCACAGGGGCAGCGGUAUCCGUGGAUCUUCCCCUCACUUGACAGUUCCAUCGGAAUCCUCGCGGAGACAGAUCUUGUCCCCGACGCAGCCAGUGCCACCAGCACGGGACUGGGGAACUUGCCAAUUCAAAAAGGAAGUGGGGCCUGGUGGCCGCGGGCGCCAGAAGGCCAGAAGAUUUCAGGGACUGUAA
Cladocopium goreaui is the source of this 1179-nucleotide messenger RNA. The record is from the annotation of a GenBank genome assembly. NCBI's taxonomy places the organism in Eukaryota, Dinophyceae, Suessiales, Symbiodiniaceae.